Dibothriocephalus latus is the source of this 582-nucleotide messenger RNA. The record is from the annotation of a GenBank genome assembly. NCBI's taxonomy places the organism in Eukaryota, Metazoa, Platyhelminthes, Cestoda, Diphyllobothriidea, Diphyllobothriidae.
AUGUAUGCUGCCACAAGAUCGAUAAAUCGAUUGACUGAGUUCUCAUCCGAGGCCCAGGCUUCAAUCAGGUCGCGACCUGUUUUGUUCCUGGCGAUGAUGCGUCAGCCCGCCGUACCGCCGGCAUACAUUGGCCUACGCAGGCAUCUCCGGACUGAUGACACUGCGGACAUGGAACAAAAUCCGAACAAGCUCUUUCGAAGAGAAUUUGAAACAAUCGAUUCUGUCAACGGAUCAACAGCCCUCCUGGAUUGCCACAUGUCGAAGAGCCUGAGUCCUGAUAUCCUUCCCUUCCUCCUUCCCUCCCUCUCCGUCUCGCAACAGCAAAUAUUUCGCAUCUCCUGGCUAAAAAUGCCGCGCCAAUUGCUAACAAGGGGUCGCAUGAAAAUAACCACCAAUCAGCGCAUCAACUUUGUUCCGCACACCACCACCGAUGAGGACACCUUCCAGCUGAAGAUUGAUCCAGUACUGCAGGAGGAUGCAGGGGAGUAUCGCUGCGUUUACAAAGAAGAUGAUGCAUUCCACUUCAAGAUAGCCAUUCUUAACGUAAAUGGUGAGUUAGCCUGUCUAAGCCUGUUUCGGUAA